This is a messenger RNA of Nicotiana tabacum (common tobacco), 645 nucleotides long. The record is from RefSeq and is a predicted model, not a curated record. Lineage: Eukaryota; Viridiplantae; Streptophyta; Magnoliopsida; Solanales; Solanaceae.
AUGCUGAACCAAGGGCACCUGAGGGAACUGAUGAGCGACCGUGGACGAGCCAACUUUGGGCGCGGACGUGAACAACACCAGGGCCCUCCAAAGCCACCCUUCCCCGCCCGCACUAUCCAAAUAAUCAUAAACGGAGGCGAUGAAGCAACGAUAAACCAUGUGAAGUUCACCACCACACACAAACUGAAGCGGUCGAUCACCCACGAACGGUACGAUGACCUCGGAGACAGUAUCAUCUUCGAUAAGUCAGAUACUAACGGUUUGACUUUCCUUCACUUCGACACUCUUGUUAUUACGUUACGUAUUUCUGAUACUGAUGUGAAAAGAAUAAUGGUAGACAAGGAAAGUGGUGCGUGUAUUAUCCACCCUCGAGUCCUCACACAAAUGAGACUCGAAGACAAGAUAGUACCAUGCUGCAUAACACUAACAGGUUUUAACAAUGCUGUUGAGCGAACCUCUGGGGAGAUAACACUACCCGUUCUGGCCAGGGGUUUCACCCUAGAAACGACGUUCCAUGUCAUAAACCAAGACACAACAUACAACUUCAUCAUAGGGUUCCCAUGGAUACACGCCAUAAGGGCUGUUUACGUCAAACCUGUAUCAAGUGAUCAAGUUCCUUACUCCAUGAGGGAUAUUCACGAAUAA